This is a messenger RNA of Aplysia californica (California sea hare), 5960 nucleotides long. RefSeq lists its product as uncharacterized. Lineage: Eukaryota; Metazoa; Mollusca; Gastropoda; Aplysiida; Aplysiidae. The record is from RefSeq and is a predicted model, not a curated record.
AAGAUCUCAAAACCAUGGCUGGUGCUGUUGUUGUAAGUGGCUGGAUAAAGGUUCCAUAUGCUGGCUCCGAUGAUAAUGUUGGGAGUGAAGACAGUGAUGAUGAUGAUGAUCCUGAGGAAAUGGUCUUGGACUACCAUCAGAUGGAUCAAGACCGGACUUUUACCCAUUCAAGAACUCCAAAAGAAAUAAGAUUGGUGAUUGAAAGCUGGGAUAAAAAGCAUCAUAAAUGCCGUGGAAGGUUUCCCUUAACUCAGAUUUACUGGACUGUGAAAGCGAAGAUGUCCAAGGGCUGGCUGCGGUCAGCUCCAGUGUACUCCAUCCGUACUUCUGGCGUUGUUUCUAAAAACAACAUGGUCAUGCUUUUCCUAGAUGACUGCUUGAAGAAGGCUUCUAAGGACAUCAGGAACGGAACAAAGGCUUGCUUUGAUGCUUUUUGUAGUCACACUCAGCCUCAUGGGAAGCAGGAUGUUAAGGACUUGGAAAGAAAACUCAAGCAGUACUUAACAGCAGAAAAAGAGAGGUGCUGCUUGGUCCAUGCGCAAUCCUCAGCAUCUGGGAAGUGGCAGCCUCAGGAUCAUGGUGUCCACAUUGAGAAAUAUGUUUUCAAAAGUGAGCUUGGUGCUACUGUCCUGAAGGCCGUGAGCCACCCACAGUUGGUGGCCAGUCUGUGUGAACUCCUUCCCAAUGCUUUCCAGUCUGUGCUCCUCAAGUUAAAGAGCAGCUGUUUGGAUCUAGCUCAAGAUAUGGCGUUGAAUACUCCGUGGGAAUUUGGAUUUAGAGAGAUAAUUUCCCAGAAGCUUCAUAUUUUGGGGACUGAGGCAUCCCUGUCGUCUUAUGAUAAAGCUGGAUACUUAUCCCGCAUUCCACAAAUGGAGAAAGAUGCUUUGUUUAUCUACGAGGUGUUGAAAACGGACGGUCGCAAAUAUGGGCACUUCUUCAGUAGUCUGCGGCAGCUGAAAAUGUCGGCUCACUUCCAUACACUCAAAUACGUAAUCAGUGGGGAGCAGAGAUGGACUGCUGCCUUAGAUUAUCUGGAAGUCCACAAGGUGGUGAAAGUGGAGACGUUUGACUGUGAUAAGAACGUAUUCCUCUACCAGAACUGGAAAGCUGAGGUGGAUGUUGCUGAUGGAAUUCUGGAGGUGAUGGAGAAGCAUAAACGCGAACCCCUUCGCUGGAGAAUCAAUUUCAACAGCGCUGAUGAUUUUAAAGCUAUGCGCAGUGACCAGACCCAAAUGAAAGCCUUACACCUGAUGUCCAGUCUGCCCGUCACGGUGCUGUCGGGGCGCGGUGGCUGCGGCAAAACAACAGUGGUCACCACACUCCUGCAACACCUGUGUGAAAUGAAGAGGCGGGAGUUGGAGGAAACAACAGAUGAGGAGAGUGUACUCAGUCAAAAUGUCGAGCUAGGUUCACAGAGUGAUGACGACAGAGAUUUGUUUGCUUCCUCAAACGUUUCGAGAAUACCAAACACGUUUCCUCAGACUGACUCAGGCCAGACUUCAGGAUAUCAUGUUACAAAGUUGGCCACAGCUCGUGAUGCCAAACACAAGGGGUGGAGCAGUCAGGUCGCAGGUCGGUCAUUUGUGUCUGAGAAUAACGAUGCUCAAACUACCAGCGAGACUGGGAAGAGCAGUGAAGUGGGAGAUGGUUCGAUGACAGGUCGCCUGAAAAGUGAUUGGGCCUCCGAGCCUGGGGACAACAGCUGCUACCGAGCAGGACUAAAGAAAGCGGUUGUGUGUGAUCUGAUGAAAAAUUUGAAGCAGAUGAGGCCAGAAGACUGCGGAGAAGUGAAGAAAUUUAAACAAAAAAUCCUGCUGACGGCCCCAACAGGCAAAGCGGCACGACUGUUGGGCUGCAAAGCGAGGCUGCCGUCUGCCACCCUGCACAGCGUUAUCGUGAGCAGGCAAAACUAUCUGCAGAAAAAGUCUACACCCACACCGGAUGAUGAAGAAGCGGAGAAGUCGUGGAAGUUUGAGAAUGUGGAGAUCCUGGUGGUUGAUGAGUGCAGCCUGGUCUCUGUGUGUCUGUUUGCGACUAUUCUGAACAUUCUGCUCAGGCAUGCCCGGCUGAGAAAGCUCAUCCUCCUGGGAGACGUGCGCCAGCUGCCAUCUAUCGGACCGGGGAACUUCCUACAGGACAUGUUCAGUAGUCUCCGCAACAUGGGCCCUCAGUUUGGCUUCAGCAUGGAGCUCACCCAGAACCACCGCUCCGAGUCCAGGCUCAUCGUGGAGAAUGCUGGACUCAUCUCGAGGCGUGAGCUCCCGACCUUUGAUGAUCGACAGGGAUUCCAUUUCAUAGAGAUAUCAAACGAAGGAGAUGACAAUGAACGUGAUCAAAUUAUCCGAGAACUCCUGACCGGGUGCUGGGAUAUGAAGGACCAUGUUCAAUCUCAGUUUGUCACUUUCAGAAACAACCACUGCAAGGCCAUCAAUGAACUGUGUUGCCUGCACUACAACUCUCACUCCAUCACUGUACCCAGCUUCUCCGGACGCAAAGAGCGCUUUGACUUCCAGAUUGGCGACAAGAUAUGUCUAAAGAAAAACAACCUUGUGACCAAUCAUCGCGCACGGCUUCUCUCGUAUGCAGAGACUUUUCCCGAGUUGCAAGAGGCUUUCAGCGAUGCGUCUAGGGGAGGGAAAAGCAAAAGCUGUCCUUCCUAUCAACCAUCCUCGUCUUCAAAUGUAAAGAUGACAAGCGGAGCAAUGAAAGAACCUAGAAAGGUGAUGCUGGACGACUCCGCUGUGGCUGAGUUGAUGGCUGGAGAAGACGAGAUGUUUGAGCAGACGUUAGCAGAGAUGAGGUCACGGGAGGAGGAAGCAGUGGAGGAGAGACGUCGUGCGGAGCAGAACAGAGGGGCCAAACAGCUCGACGGGAGGGAGAGGUCGAGACAAGGGAAGACAGGACAUGACGUCCCCACCAAGUCCACAGACCCGGAGAAGAAGGUGAGAUUUCCGAGACUGACCAGCAAGGAGGACAGGUCAGCAGGUUGCUGGUUCUGUCUGACCGCGACCCGCUUUUGCCGCGCGUGGUGUGUGUAGCGCUGCAGGAGCUGAGGAGGCAGUGCAGGAUGCAGCACUCGUGGGCACGCACAAUACACACCUACCAGGGCUCAGAGUCGGAGACGGUCGUGUACGUCCUUGGCCCAGCCAUCCCCCAGAACUGGCAGCACGUGUACACGGCCGUGACGCGCGGACGCAGGUCUGUCUUCAUCAUCGGCAAGUGGUCCCAGCUGUGUGUGGCCGUGAAGAGAAAGCCGAACCUUCGCCAGACGCGCCUGUGCCAGCGACUCAAAAACGCUGUGAGGGAAAACAGCAGCCUCAUCGAGUUCUGCUUGAAAGAAUAUCGGAGGAGCCUGGGACUUAUUCCAGAGUCUUCACCUCAAGACGAGGACUUCAGCUCUAAUGACAGCUGGGUACACAGCUGUCCGCUUCCGGAAGAACCGAAUAGUCAACCCUCUUGCUCACAUCAAACUGCUGGUUCUUCCUCUCAGACAAUCCGAGAGGGGGGGGAGGACGAUUUCAGCUCUGACGAGAGCUGGGUGCAUGAAAUUCAGGACUCGUUGGAGGGGCGUGAGGAGGAGGAGUUUUGCACUCCAGCGUUGACGGCAACGAGCAGUUUUCUCCCUUCGCAGAACACCCAGGAAGAGCAGUUCAGUGGUGAUGUGGAUGACAGUUGGGUUCACUCCACCGGGGAGAUGCAUGAUGAGUCGGAUGGUACCUUUCGAGUAUCCGCUCAAAAAUCGCAAUCUGAGAUCAGCACGCAACGCUCUGAGACUGAACAGGGAGUAAGAGACGAUGUAAGUACGUCACCGAAUGACCUUGAGCGUGAUGGGAGACCAGACAGUGGCACCAUCGGCCAUGACAGUAACGGAGAGUGGAUGAGUAGUCAUGGUGUCGGCGCGCAAGCUUUUGAUGAGGAUGGAGACUUGUUCGAUGCAGACAAUGCUCGGCUAUGGAAAAUGAACAGUACUCCUCAUUCACUCGCUGAUGAUAAGCUUUCCGACAGUGAUGACGAUUUGUUCGACAAAACUGGGAAAAGUGCCGAAUAUCUUCAGAAACAGUGUAGUGCUCCUGGCUCACAGUCCUUUAACCCAUCUGUAGUCAAGGUCAACCGUGGUACAGUUGCCAAUAGUGACGAUGAGUUUGUCGGUGAAAAUGAUGUUGAUGAAUUAAGAGAUGAAAAUGAUGUUGAUGUUGAUGAGUUUAAAGAUGAAAAUGAUGUUGAUGAGUUAAGAGAUAAAAAUGAUGUUGAUGUUAAUGAGUUAAGAGAUGAAAAUGAUGUUGAUGUUGAUGAGUUAAGAGAUGAAAAUGAUGUUGAUGAGAAAAGAGACAAAAAUUAUGAUGAUGAUGAUGAUAUCGUGUCGACCCCGCCAUUUGGUCAUUAUGUUACCAAAAAGUCUCCCGGAGAAGAACAUGGCAAGGCCACAGACUCGGGCCCCGGAGCGGAUUUUGCCGAAAUGGAGACCGGGGGGAUGAGCACACCGCCGAGAAAUGAAGGAACUUACUCUCCCUCACCGAGACGAACGAUCUCAACAACAGCUCACGCCGCCGUGGGUCAUCGGUUCGUCGGGACCCCACGGAGACGAGCUAGGCGACAGUCGGGUGACUUUGAAACCCCUAGCCCUCCCAAGCAGCGCCGUGUUGUCAGCACUCCGCCAAAUCCGGGUACCCCGUUUCGAGAUGCUUUCACCUGGUCUGUGACUGUGAAUAGCAGUAGAAAACGGUCUGUUCCUUCGGAUAGUGAGGAUGGGGAGAUGGGGUCUUUUUCGGUGAAUAAGACUGAAGAAAUUUCUGUGACUGUGAGUAGUGGGGAAAAGAGGUCUUGUCAAGAGAAUAGUACUGAAAAAAUAUCUGUGACUGUGGAUAGUAAUAGUGGAGAGAGGUCUGUUCCUUUGAAUAGCGGGGAACAAAGGUCUUGUCAAGAGAAUAAUGCAGAAGAAAUGCCAAUGACCGUGAACAAUACUGAAGAAAUGUCUGUGACUGUGAAUGAAACAGAAGAAAUGUCUGUUCCUUCGAAUAGUGGGGAACAGGGGUCUGUUCCAGAGAAUAGUACUGAAAAAAUGUCUGUGAAUGUGAAUAUAGUACUGAAGAGAGGUCUGUAACUGUGAAUAAUAUGCUGAAGAUGUCUGUGACUGUAAACAGUACUGUAGAGAUGAUGUUUGUGACUGUGAAUAGUAGCAUUGAAGAAAUGUCUGUAACUGUGAAUAGUAAUAAUAAUAAUAGAUAGCAUUUGCAUUGCGCAAUCCCCUCUCAACAGCCAUCUCUAUGCGCUUCACAAUCUAUACUAUUACCCCAGCAGACCUGAGAACAUUCUGAAACAACUUCCUGGGAAACAUACUGUGCAAGCAGCCAGGUAUAGGCGCUAAAACACUAGUAGUAAAGAGAGAUUUAUUAACUGUGAAUAGUACCAUAGUAAAGAGAUGUCUGUAACUGUGAAUAGUGAUAAAAAGAGAUGUAUGUAUGCCCCUUGAAGAAACAAGGAGGGCAUGCUGAAAGUGAAAAUAAGACAUUCGUUAUAAUUCAAAGGCACAUUUUGGUGCUUUGUGUGAAUAUUCCUAGUCACUCUUUGGCGCUGAUCAAUGGUGGCCAGGUGUGUUUGCUUGGCUCUGUGCUUCUGUAAUUGCAUUUUCUCCGUUCUUCUGCUCGUAUCUCUACCGUAACCUUUUGAUCCCUCGCCACCAGUGUCACGGAGAGCCCGUAAAACUGCCCUUAUGCCUAGCCACGGGUACAGUGGUGUGCGAGACCCUACCUAUCCCCAAAACCGGCCAGCCUGAAAAAAAACGCGCACGGGAAACCAUGAUCACUACGCAGGAUGUUACUGAUUAUUUUGAAGGUCUUUCUGUAUUAGAUGCUGGAGGACUUACCUUGAGUGGGAUAUAUGAAAUGUACAUGGCGCUGCACAGUGGCGACCGACAGUGGCAUGGUUGUAAACUGUUCUGUAUUUGUGUAAUAUUGUGUAUU